Dendrobium catenatum is the source of this 362-nucleotide messenger RNA. Its product is annotated as probable WRKY transcription factor 65. The record is from RefSeq and is a predicted model, not a curated record. The annotation marks the transcript as partial. Gene Ontology annotation, molecular function: transcription cis-regulatory region binding; DNA-binding transcription factor activity. Lineage: Eukaryota; Viridiplantae; Streptophyta; Magnoliopsida; Asparagales; Orchidaceae. Gene Ontology annotation, cellular component: nucleus. The transcript has a single exon. Gene Ontology annotation, biological process: regulation of DNA-templated transcription.
AGGGGUUAUUACAGAUGUAGCAGUUCGAAGGGCUGCCCGGCAAGAAAACAAGUGGAGAGAAGCCGUGCGGACCCCACCAUGUUCAUUGUCACCUACUCCUCCGAACACAACCAUCCAUGGCCGCCGGUCCACAAGAAAACCAAGCCGGCCGAAGAGCCGAAACCGGUUGAACCAAGCGUUGCCGAGCCGGCCUCGGAUCCCGAGGAGAAAUUCUCCGACCUUAUCGGAGAAGAACCGUCGCUAUUGAUUCACGACGAUUUUCGCUGGCCGCCGUCGAAUUCUUCAGCUACUGCCGACGAAGACGACGGCCUCCUCUAUGGCCCGCUGUUCGUAGGAGCUCCUCUAAGUGAUGAUUGCGAUAA